UGUGAAAGAGGGCAUUUUGGAGAAUGGAUACACCGAAAGUGAAGCCCAGUGAGACUGGCCGACCAAGAGUGUUGUACAGAUAAGUUUACCCAAACCUAGCUAACACACAAGCUCAUAGUCCUUCUCCUAACCUUAGCUGCCUCUACAUAUAUCUUUUUCAGUCUUUUCUCUCUGUUUCCCAUUUUUUUCUUUUCAAAAAAGUCUUUUCUCUCUGUUACUUUGUAAUUUGAAGUUGUAAACCCCCACCAAUUUAAUUUUCUUUCUAAAUUUUUCCAAGUCUCCGAAAAUUCUCUCUCAGAGGAUAAUUCUCAAGGAGAAUGGCCUCAUUGAGAAACUGUUUGACCUCAUCAUCAUCAUCACAAUCUUCACUUCAAGAACAACAACAGAUCCAAAAUUCUUCUAAUCAGAUGCAAACAGGUUUUGAUCAUCCAACUAAUCACGAUGAUUUUCUUGAUCAAAUGCUUUGCAACCUUCCUUCUUGGUCUGAACUUAAAUCUCCAUGGGAGCUCAAUACUAGUAAUUCUUCCCAAAACCCACCUAAACUCUUUAAUAUACCAAUAGGUGGUGGAAAGUCAGAAAAUCAUUCACAAGAAAAUGAUAAUCUUCAUUAUCCUUCUUGUGAUGAUUCAACUGUAUUAGCUUCAAGAUUACGUCAACAUCAUAUUGGUAAUACUUCACCUAAGUCCAUUGUUCAUCUCCAACAACAAUUACUACUUGCUGGUGGUGCUAAUGGUGGUGGUGGUAUGUCGAGAUCUCCGUCUACUGGUUCUGCUAUGGGUGGAGGUGGUGAUCCUGCUCUUUUUCCAUUACCUUUAACUCUCGGGAGCAAUGGUGGUGGUGGUGAAUCUUCUGAUGAUGCUCCUUUCAAAUCUUCCAAUUCUGCUGGGGGAGGCGAGGGUUCAGUUCAAGCACUCUUUAAUGGAAUUGCAGGAGGAAUUUCACGAUCAGGAAGUCAACAGCAUUUUCAGAGUGGUUCAAUUUCGACACCAAAUUUCGGAGGAACACAAGCAACAGGAAUAAAUCAAGCUCCAUCGGCAGGUGGGUCUGUUUCCGGUGGUGGAGUUACAGCUCCGGCUAGACAAAAAGUUAGAGCACGAAGAGGGCAAGCAACAGAUCCUCACAGUAUUGCUGAAAGAUUGCGGAGGGAGAGAAUCGCAGAAAGAAUGAAAGCUCUGCAGGAAUUGGUACCCAAUGCCAAUAAGACAGACAAAGCUUCAAUGCUGGAUGAAAUCAUCGACUAUGUGAAAUUCUUGCAACUUCAAGUCAAGGUUCUGAGCAUGAGCAGAUUGGGUGGUGCUUCUGCUGUUGCGCCUCCUGCGGCUGACAUUUCCUCUGAGGGUGAUCAAGGAAGGAGCAGUAAUGGAGCACAAAAUGCAUCAAAUGAUAGUUUAUCGGUGACGGAACAUCAAGUUGCCAAAUUAAUGGAAGAAGACAUGGGUUCAGCAAUGCAAUACUUGCAAGGAAAGGGUCUUUGUUUGAUGCCCAUAUCAUUAGCUACUGCGAUUUCUACCGCAACUGCUCACUCUAGACAUACGACUACCAAUAACCCGCUUUUGACAUCCAAUGUUGACGGUCCUUUGUCGCCGAACUUGUCAGCAUUGACAGUACAGUCAGCCACUUUGGGUCCUGGAGGAUUAUUACCUGGAGGUGAGGCUGGAAAAGAUGUAUCUUCAGUUUCUAAACCAUGAAAGAUGACAAUUUAAAGUGGAGGUGGUAGUCAAUGUUGAUUGACUGGUAUAUCAAGUGUCAAGUCUAUAGAAAUAAGGUGGUCUGUCUCUGUUUUCUUAACAAGUGUUAUGACUCCGGAUUUACAUAGACUUGCUUGGCAACUCAAAAGCUAAUUUAACUUUCAAUUUCUAUCUUCUA
This is a messenger RNA of Papaver somniferum (opium poppy), 1866 nucleotides long. RefSeq names its product transcription factor bHLH66-like. The record is from RefSeq and is a predicted model, not a curated record. NCBI's taxonomy places the organism in Eukaryota, Viridiplantae, Streptophyta, Magnoliopsida, Ranunculales, Papaveraceae. Gene Ontology annotation, cellular component: nucleus. Gene Ontology annotation, biological process: regulation of transcription by RNA polymerase II. Bases 318 to 1688 code for a protein of 456 amino acids. Gene Ontology annotation, molecular function: DNA-binding transcription factor activity, RNA polymerase II-specific; RNA polymerase II cis-regulatory region sequence-specific DNA binding; protein dimerization activity. The transcript is spliced from 7 exons.